GUGAAACCCCCAGAAAUGAAGGAAACGAGGGAAUCUUCUGGGAUUUUGGCUGUGGAAAGGAGCACGCGGGCAGGCGACGGCGCUGAGGCGAAGCCGUGGGUGCGCGGUGGCUGUUGGGUGGCCAUGGCCGUGCUCUUCCUGGCCCUGCUCGUCACCGCCACCGCUUUCGCAGCGCAGGCGUUUCAGCCCCGCCCCUGUUUCCGGUGCCCGUGGGACUGGAUUGGCUACAGAGGAAAGUGCUGGUUUUUCGGGGAGGCCGAGGGGAACUGGACGUGGGGACGCGACAACUGCACUGUGCUGGGGGCGUCCUUGGCCACGCUCGACAGCCUCGAGGACCUGAAUUUUGCGAUGAGAUUUACGGGAAUUUCGGAAAAUUGGAUCGGCCUUUCCCGGCAAAACGAGGAGAAGCCAUGGGAAUGGGUGAACGGCUCGCGAUUCUCUCACCUGUUUCGGGUCCACGGCGAUGGCCUCUGCGCUUCCCUGGGUGCCCGCGGGGUCGACUCCUCCCACUGCGGCGCCAAAAAUCACUGGGUUUGCACCAAAACUGAG
Messenger RNA from Mesitornis unicolor (brown roatelo), 549 nucleotides. Its product is annotated as C-type lectin domain family 2 member E-like. The record is from RefSeq and is a predicted model, not a curated record. The transcript is spliced from 5 exons. The annotation marks the transcript as partial. Lineage: Eukaryota; Metazoa; Chordata; Aves; Mesitornithiformes; Mesitornithidae.